CCAGGUGGCGCACAGAAAUGUAUUUACUUCCUUGGAACCUUUACUAACUUUGCCAGUUAAUACUCCAUCAGUGUAGAGUAGUAUGGCCCGUAUUAAGAUCGGAGUUGGAACUGCCGGGAGGGUUGAUUUAUUACCUGAGUACUUACAAGAAAUGGAUUUGGAAUUCUGGGAAGCGAUUACAAGUGAUAAUGGAAAUUGUGCUGCUGAUGAUGAAUCAUAUAUAUUAAAAGGAAUACCUAUGAUUUACAUACCAAAAGACAAGAGUGAAGUCAAAGGACAAAUAAGUAUCACAAAUAAACAGCUAUACUUUGAAACAAUUGGACAGAUUACAUUUAGCAUCCCAUUUUAUGAGAUCAUCGCUAUUACUGAAAUACGAUCUGCAACGAAAUCAAAAGAGAGAUUUUGUGUAAUACUGAAAAGAGAGGUUGAUGGGGGUACCCAAGUACCUGCAGCUUAUGCAAACUUUGCAACCUUUCAACAAAAGUAUGCAAAUCAAAUGUAUGAAAAGAUCAGAGAUAGUGCCUUUUCAAAGAAACAGUAUAAUGUGGAGGAAAAAGAAAGUGAACAACCUGUGAAACUGACUGUUAAGCAACCAACAUUCAGUCAAUCUAAGAGAAAGACUGAUGACGAUACAGAUGCAGGCCAUUACUUGCCACCACCAAAGAGGACUAGAAGAGAGUGCAACAGAAGUACCAUGAACUUUUUGAAAAGAAAAUUUGAACAUAUAUGGAUUUUGAAAGAUGGUUCUAAGAAAUGUUACUAUGGAAUGGUAACAGCUGUAUUAGAGAAAUCAAAUGGAGACGAUGAUGCAGUUUAUGAGGUCAAAUAUGAUGGUGAGAAUGGUGCUAUUAAAUUGAACCAUCAAAAAUUAUUGGAAGACUACAGAAACUCAUCAUUAAAAUUCAUAGGUAAAAACAAAAAGAAACGACUCACAAAAUCAAAACAACUUUAACCGAAGGAACAGAAAUAUGGUGUAAAACUAAUAUUAUUAUAUUUAUCUUGAGUUAGUUUUAAUAGUUUUUAAUUCAAUUUAUUCAAGAAAUUUGUAUAAUCAAACAUAGAUAGUUUUAUGCCCCCAUUUAUGCGCUUUAUGUUAUCUGGUCUGUGUGUCUGUCCGUCUGUCCCGCUUCAGGUUAAAGUUUUUGGUCGAGGUAGUUUUCGAUGAAGUUGAAGUCCAAUAAACUUGAAACUUAGUACACAUGUCCUUCAUGAUAUAGAGAGGUUUAGCAAACGUUCAAAUUUUACUGCCAAAUUAAAGUUUUUAUCCCAAUUCCACAGUCCACUGAACAUAGAAAAUAAUAGUGGGAAUGGGGCAUCCGUGUACUAGGGACACAUUCUUGUUUCAACUGACAUAUGUUGAUUAAGAUUCAUGACUUAUAUUUACAUUUGGUAUUUCCUUUUUCUUUCCACAUAAUUUCAUGUAAAAAAUGGAUUUUAAAUUUUCAAAAUAUAAAAUGACUGAUUUUAUAGGCCGCAACUUUUUGGCGGUCGUAUAAAGUUUAAAAUGUCAUUGUAAGAGUCUUCAUCGGAAAACAUAAAUGGUUUCCAGAAAAUUACUUGAGAAUAAGCAGAUGAAUUUCUAUGAAACUGUACCAAAAGGUUGAAAGGGGCCAAAAACUAGCAUUUUUCUUGAUUCAGGAUCUCUAUAAAAUUACAUCGCAAGGUUUCAAACAUUAAAAAAAGGUUAAUCUGAUAGAACUAGGGGAAAAAAACCAAGGAUUUUCUAGUUACAGGACAAUAAUUUGAGUAUAAGUUUAUGAAUAGGAUACCAGAUUUGGCUUCCAGCAAGGAGAGCGUGGUAAAGUUGAUAUUGAAUUUCACAACAACAAAAGCUACCUGAUCAACGAUAUAAUAAAAUUUAACAGCAUUCUCUUUUACUUUUUUCCCAAAAUUCAUAAAUACAUGGUCGGCAGGUUUGUAAAAAAAGACAAUGAAAAAUGUUGGCCUUUAGUGUAACAUAAUUGCAUAUUAUGCACCACUGAAUAAACUUCAUAUCAUAUGAACAUUUUUCAAAAAUUUCCCUUAUUCAUUUAAACAAAUAAUUUCCUAAAUUGAAUACAAUAAUUUACUUAUAACCACAAAAGGAAAGUUGGUAUUGAUUUUGGGGGUUAUGGUCCUAACAGUUUAGGAAUUAGUGGCCAUAAAAGGUCCUAAAUAAUCAUUUUUUUUCUAGUUUCCAGACAAUAACUUGUGGAAAGGUGUAUGAUCUCUCUACAAUUAUACCAAAAGGGAUGGUUAGGAUUUGCUUUUGGGGGUUAUGGCUCAAAACUUUAAGGAAUUCGGGUUAAAAAGGGGCGGAAAAGAAGGGUAAAAUAUUCUUCAAAUAUAUUUUUUGAUGCAAAAAUAAAGGUGGGGAGGGGAGUGAAUUUUUUUUUUACAAGGUGGGUAUUUUAUUCAAAGGGGUACUAGCUACGAGAUAUAUAAAAAAUCUAAAGUAAUCUAAAUAUGGAUCGAAUAAGUAAUCAAAUGUUUUACCGUAGUUUCACUCUCAUUGUUGACAUUCUUUUUCUUUAAAAAUAACCAGUACACGUACAAUGGAUGCGUUGUCAAUCUCUAGCUAGGGGUUAAACUGAAGUUCACAUGAAUACGGAUUUAAUGAGGUCGACUGAUUCACUUGCAAGUGAAUUAGGAAAUAUCAAUG
Messenger RNA from Mytilus trossulus (common blue mussel), 2641 nucleotides. RefSeq lists its product as uncharacterized. The record is from RefSeq and is a predicted model, not a curated record. The transcript has 8 exons. NCBI's taxonomy places the organism in Eukaryota, Metazoa, Mollusca, Bivalvia, Mytilida, Mytilidae. Bases 83 to 952 code for a protein of 289 amino acids.